GCGGGCAGGGUGGCCGCUCCCAGCAGGCCUCGCGGCCGCCGGUGAAGGGCUGAAUCGAAGAUGGCCGAUGCGGAAGAGCUGUCCGACAGGGAGAAGGUGCAAGUUGCCACCAAUUUCAUUACGCAUGCACCACCAGGGGAGUUCAAUGAAGUUUUUAAUGAUGUACGUGUUCUAAUGAAUAAUGACAGUCUUCUCAAGGAAGCAACUGUAAAUGCCUUUGCCCAGUAUAAUAUGGACCAGUUCACUCCUGUGAAAAUAGAAGGCCAUGAGGAUCAGGUCCUGAUUACAGAGCAUGGUGAUCUGGGUAAUGGAAGAUUUGCUGACCCAAAGAAUCAAGUCUCCUUUAAGUUUGAUCAUGUGAGGAAAGAAAGCAGUGAUAUCCAGCCCAUGGCAGGCGAGGCUGCGAUAGAACCAUGGCGGAGUGCCUGUGACAACGCAGUGCGAGCAUACAUGAAAAACCACUAUCCCUGCGGCAUCUGCACUAUAUAUGGUAAGACACUUAAUGGCCAGCAGACUAUUAUAGCUUGCAUUGAAAACCAUCAGUUUCAGCCAAAUAAUUUUUGGAAUGGACGUUGGAGAUCAGAGUGGAAGUUCACCGUUACUCCACCAUCAGCUCAGCUUACUGGAGUUCUGAAGAUUCAGGUUCAUUAUUAUGAAGAUGGUAACGUUCAAUUGAUGAGUCACAAGGACAUCCAAGAAUCCUUGCAAAUCACAAAUGAGGCCCAAACUGCAAAGGAACUUGUGAAAUUGAUUGAAGCGGCUGAGUGUGGUUACCAGACUGCAAUCUGUGAGAAUUACAAUGCCAUGUCUGAUACCACCUUCAAAGCCUUACGCAGGAGCUUGCCAGUAACCCGCACAAAAGUCGACUGGAACAAGAUCAUGAGCUACAGGAUUGGUCAAGAGAUGCAGAGUGCUUAAAGCAAACAUGUAAAAGAGGCUUAAUGUCAAUGUGCAGGAAAAAAAAGCGCAAGGUGUGGUCUCAUAAAAUUCGAGGAUUGACUCUCCAGUUAACCUCUUUCUCCUGCUCUGCCUCCACCCUCCUUUUCCCAAACUCUCAGAAACCUUGAUCAUGUUGUGCAAUGGAACUAGAAUGUUACAAGUUACAGUGCAAUGGCCACUUUGUAAGAUGUCAUCAGUUAAUGUGUGUGUCUUUUGGAAAGAAAAGGAAUUGGUCAGUUGGCUGAAUUAAUAGCCCAUUUGGAGGUUUGGUGAUGCAUUUCUGAAGCAUAAGGAUAUUUUGAUAUGUUGGGUCAAAUUCUGAUUGUUCUUUUUUGUCUCCCUUUGGGUUUGUAGUAAAUCUAAGUUUGAAAUGCAGUUGCUUUCUGGAAGUGUAGCUGGCAGAACAGGCUAAAGCUUGAAAACAUAUAGUAGUUAUGCUUAGCAGCUAAGUGAGUUAGAAUUCAUCUUGAGGUCAUAAAGCUUUUUGAAAGGGUAGCUGGUAAUUCUCAAAGCUUUGCAGCUUUAGAAUUUCAACUCAGACUUGCUCCUGACUCUCUUGUAUUUUCAUGUUCCCCUUUAUUUUCCCUUUUUGUGAGGCCACACCUGAUCCCAUCACCAACAAGGCAGGAUGGUGCUGUGUUCAAGCACCUUUCUUAAAAAAAAAUUCCAGAAAUCAGCCAAGGUGAAUCUGCUUAAAGGUACUGCUUGUCUGAAGAAAGCUUGAAGCAACAGCAUUCACUGUCAUUUCUCUCUUCUGCUCCACUCCCUCAUCUAAUGGCUUCAAACAAUUUCUGUCAUUUGUAUCUUUAAUCAUUACAUUAUGCAUUCUUCUAUCAGCUGAGGGUUUCAUUAUGUAACACAUUCUAGGUCAAACUUGUGAUUUUUCUGUAUUUUGGCCAACUGGAGUUGUAAACAGUAAGGAACUGUAAACAGCAAGGAACUGGAAAAUCAGACUGGAAAGUUGCUCUAUUGAGGGGGAUUAGAGAGGCAGAGGAGUGGAAACAUGGACAAUUCAACAUACUGAUCUUCCUCUCACACUUGUUUUACCUCAUUUUUUGAUAUACAAUAACUUAAACCAAUGCUGAAAAUGCACCAGCAGAGAGGGAUAGUAACUUGCUCUUUUAGACAGGAAUGGUUCAAAGGUGGUAACUGAAGGACCCAAACCCUGCUGAUCAGUUGAAGGAAGAAACAACAGGAUGAUAAUACAGUCAAAGUAUUGAGGCAGCCAACAUCUCAAUCAGCCCUUCAGACCACCUGCCUCAGUUAUAAGGUGCUGGUAGUGAAAUACAUGUGAUGAAGCAAGUUCUGCUGCCUUCCUGAAAGCUACUGUUCAGACACAGACACACACAGACACACACCAGUACAAUGUUGACUGGUACUAUAUCAGGAAGCAGAGAGUUUGAGUGUUCAUCCUCUGUCUAGGACUGGCUGGUGCAAAGUUAAGUUCUUUGGGUCUUCCAUCCAUUGACCACUUGCUGUUGCCUUUUAUCAUCAGUAAAUGGAUACCUGGAUGGAAAGGAGAGGUAAAUACAGAACCGCAACAUAAGGAAGAUCGCUGCAAAUUAAAUUGCGGUUAUUAGGUGUUCAUUUUUUUUUACUGUAUUAACUUGCACAGGAACAAAUGUAAAGCAAAGUCAAUGGAACAUGUGGCAGGCUAGUAUUAUCCACACCAAUAUUUUUACAGAAUUCUAUGCUGUUAAGAUUUUUUUAAAAAAAGAAAAAAAUGUUAUAUAACUCCCUUUCUCUUAAUCUCCAAAAAGGCUUUGCUUUUUAUCUUAAAAUAGAUUGUUUUGUACUGUAUUUUGCUUUUAUUAAAUUUAAAAUGCAAUUUUUAGUCGUACACUGCCAGUGGAAUUUCAAAAUUGACAGAGGCUACUUAGUACUCCAAGUGGUAUGGCAGACAUCAGAUAAAACGGUGGUGAGCUUGAAGAUUAAUAGAUCUCCAAAGUGAAACUGUAAUCAGCAAGAUUCUCUGCUUGACGGGUAACUGUGCAGUCGCAAAAAAAAGUGGAGCAAUUUUUUUAAUUGAUUUUGAAUCUAGUAAAAUUACUUACAUUCGUCA
Pristis pectinata (smalltooth sawfish) is the source of this 3001-nucleotide messenger RNA. It is a transcript of the gene capza1b, whose product is annotated as capping actin protein of muscle Z-line subunit alpha 1b. NCBI's taxonomy places the organism in Eukaryota, Metazoa, Chordata, Chondrichthyes, Rhinopristiformes, Pristidae. Gene Ontology annotation, biological process: barbed-end actin filament capping; actin cytoskeleton organization. Gene Ontology annotation, molecular function: actin filament binding. The transcript has 10 exons. Gene Ontology annotation, cellular component: actin cortical patch; F-actin capping protein complex. Bases 61 to 918 code for a protein of 285 amino acids. The record is from RefSeq and is a predicted model, not a curated record.